UUCAAUCAUCUCUUUCUCUCUCAUUUUCUUUUAUUAUUAUUCUGCUUCUUUGUGUCUUCACUGUCACUGUUUCUCUUUUCUUUCUUUGAGCCAAACAGAAAAAAGAAAAAAAAAACUCUUUGAUUUGAAGUAACUUUGCAACUCGAGCAGUUUUGAAUGCGGUCUUAAUAGAACCCAAGCAUUUUCUUUCUAUUCACUCAUUUCCGUUAUUUAAUUUAUCCAUUUCAAGAAAUCCUUACAUUCUUUUGAUUUUUGUAUUUCUUUUUGUGAAUAAAUAUACAUUUUAGCAUUUGGAAAUGCGGGAGAGCCAGCGAUUUUUUGAGGUGUUAAGGCCGAUCGGAAAAUCGCCGGCGAUUUGAUGGAAUCUACUACACUGUUUAGCCGUACAGGUUUUCAUUUUUCAUGGAGAUUUUUUUCCAGUGUAGUAGUAGUUCAUGUUCGGCGUCUAAGCUCAGAUUCGCAGUCGUUGUUUUCGAGAUUGCAACACUGAUAUUUUUAUGCUUUCAACCUGCUAAUGCGAACCACCUAGAAAAAAGAAUACAAUGGCAAGUCGAAGAAAGAGGAAGUGGAAAUAUUGUAUCACAUUCAUGCAUUCAUGACCAGAUAAUUGAACAGAGGAGGCGACCUGGUCGCAAGGUGUACUCUGUUACCCCACAGGUUUAUGAUCAAUCUGGUAUGUCUAAAUCUCUUCAUAAUAAAGGAAGGGCUUUGCUUGGAGUUUCAGAAUUACAGUUUCAGCAAAAGGAUGCAAAGCAGCCCAUUAGAAUUUUUUUAAAUUAUGAUGCCGUUGGCCACUCGCCUGAUAGGGAUUGCAGAAAAGUGGGUGACAUAGUGAAGCUUGGAGAACCUCCUGUGGCUUCUCCUGGCACUCCUUCUUGCAAUCCUCAUGGUGAUCCUCCACUUUAUGGUGACUGCUGGUAUAACUGCACUUUUGAUGAUAUAUCUGGGGAGGAUAAAAGGCGUCGCCUUCAUAAGGCUUUGGGGCAGACGGCUGACUGGUUUAGGAGAGCCCUUGCUGUUGAGCCUGUGAAGGGAAACUUGCGAUUAAGUGGAUAUUCUGCUUGCGGGCAAGAUGGGGGUGUGCAACUUCCGCAUGAAUAUAUUGAAGUGGGUGUAGCUGAUGCGGACUUAGUUUUAUUGGUGACUACAAGACCUACCACAGGCAACACUCUAGCAUGGGCAGUGGCAUGCGAACGUGAUCAGUGGGGUCGUGCAAUUGCUGGACAUGUGAAUGUUGCUCCUCGCCAUUUAACAGCCGAGGCAGAGACUUUACUUUCGGCAACUCUUAUACAUGAGGUUAUGCAUGUUCUUGGUUUUGAUCCCCAUGCCUUUGCGCACUUUAGGGAUGAGAGGAAAAGGAGGCGUGGUCAGGUUACUGAACAAGUUAUGGAUGAGAAGCUUGGGCGAAUGGUAACCCGCGUAGUGCUUCCUCGUGUUGUCAUGCAUUCACGGCAUCAUUAUGGGGCUUUCUCUGAGAAUUUUACUGGUUUAGAACUUGAAGAUGGAGGAGGGCGUGGCACAUCAGGGUCACAUUGGGAAAAGAGGCUUCUGAUGAAUGAGAUUAUGACAGGAUCUGUUGAUACAAGAUCUGUCGUUUCAAAAAUGACACUGGCUUUAUUAGAGGAUAGCGGGUGGUACCAGGCUAAUUAUAGUAUGGCAGACCGCCUUGAUUGGGGCCGCAACCAAGGAACUGAGUUUGUUACCUCCCCUUGCAAUCUCUGGAAUGGGGCAUACCAUUGCAACACAACCCAGUUGUCAGGUUGUACCUACAACAGAGAGGCAGAGGGGUACUGCCCUAUUGUAAGUUAUAGUGGAGACCUCCCUCAGUGGGCUCGCUACUUUCCCCAACCAAAUAAAGGUGGGCAGUCAUCACUGGCUGAUUACUGCACUUACUUUGUGGCCUACUCUGAUGGAUCAUGCACGGACACUAACAGUGCACGGGCACCUGACAGGAUGUUAGGUGAAGUUCGAGGGAGUAGUUCCAGGUGUAUGGCUUCAUCAUUAGUACGCACGGGGUUUGUACGAGGUUCUGUGACCCAAGGGAAUGGUUGUUAUCAGCACAGAUGUGUAAACAACUCUCUUGAGGUUGCUGUGGAUGGUAUUUGGAAAGCAUGUCCAGAAGCUGGUGGACCAGUUCAGUUCCCUGGCUUCAAUGGUGAGCUGAUUUGCCCUGCUUACCAUGAACUUUGUAGUACCGGCUCAGUUUCUCUACCUGGGAAAUGUCCUACUUCAUGUAAUUUUAACGGGGACUGUAUUGAUGGGAAGUGUCACUGUUUCCUAGGAUUUCAUGGUCAUGAUUGUAGUAAACGUUCUUGCCCUGGUAAUUGCAAUGGGCGUGGAGUGUGCCUGUCAACUGGAGGCUGUAAAUGUGAAAAUGGUUACACUGGCAUCGACUGCUCUACUGCGGUGUGUGAUGAACAGUGCAGCCUUCAUGGUGGGGUAUGUGAUAAUGGAGUUUGUGAGUUCCGGUGCUCGGACUAUGCUGGCUAUACCUGUCAGAACAGCUCCUCUCUUCUAUCUAGUCUUUCUGUUUGCCAAAAUGUCCUUGAGAGCGAUAUUUCUGGUCAACACUGUGCACCCAGCGAACUGAGUAUUCUGCAGCAGCUGGAAGAAGUUGUUGUCAUGCCCAACUACCACCGAUUAUUCCCAGGUGGUGCCCGGAAGAUAUUUAACAUAUUCGGCAGCAGCUACUGCGACACAGUUGCUAAGCGACUAUCUUGCUGGAUAUCCAUCCAGAAGUGCGACAAGGACGGUGAUGACAGGCUUCGGGUAUGCCAUUCAGCAUGUCAGUCCUAUAACUUAGCCUGUGGGGCAUCACUCGACUGCUCAGAUCAAACCCUCUUUAGUAGUGAAGAGGAAGGCGAGGGUCAAUGUACAGGCUCUGGAGAGAUGAAAGUAACAUGGUUGAAUCGUCUGGGGAUUAGGUUCUUUUCAAGUAAUAUGUCUUCCAAAGGGAUGUCUGUAAAAUAUAGGCAGCUGUAGUUUUUCAUCUUUGUUCCCCCCCCCCUGUUUUAUUUUUUGGCCCACCUAAUUGUUUUCAUAAUUUUGGGUUGUAAUUUUACUGGGGCUCAAUUGUAGGAAGUGGCACGCAGUGCACGUGCCCUAGAUAUAGGUGGUUGUCCUUUGCUCAUCCAAAUGGCAUUUAAGAAAUUUGGGUGGGAUUGGCUUUCAAAGAUGAAAGCCACGUGUAGAGAGAAUUGGAAAUGUAUGCAAGAACCAAAAAGAAAAAAAAAAGUACAAAAAAGAAAAAAAGAAAAGGAAAAGAAAGAAAGCUUUGCUUCAGUUAUCAGAGGUAUGGCCGAAGGCCUUGAAAGAAAAGAAACGCCUCAAUUUUUA
This is a messenger RNA of Ricinus communis (castor bean), 3336 nucleotides long. Its product is annotated as leishmanolysin. Gene Ontology annotation, cellular component: membrane; cytoplasm. The record is from RefSeq and is a predicted model, not a curated record. Gene Ontology annotation, biological process: cell adhesion; proteolysis. Gene Ontology annotation, molecular function: metalloendopeptidase activity. The transcript is spliced from 17 exons. Bases 403 to 2982 code for a protein of 859 amino acids. NCBI's taxonomy places the organism in Eukaryota, Viridiplantae, Streptophyta, Magnoliopsida, Malpighiales, Euphorbiaceae.